AUGUGUUAUCAACUUGUCGAACUGUAUUCGGGAUGCAAAUGCCCCUACUACACACACGCUAUCGACCGCUGCGCAUCAUAUGGCCGCCCCGGCCAUUCUAUCCAGCAGCGAACGAUACUUGUCGGUUAUCUCUGCUCAGCACACGCGAACCAUGGCGCCCAGUACGCAUCACCGCACAGCUACUCCGACAGCGGCUACCACAGUGGCUACUCAAGCUCAAGGAGCUAUCGAUGA
Fusarium venenatum is the source of this 234-nucleotide messenger RNA. The record is from RefSeq and is a predicted model, not a curated record. NCBI's taxonomy places the organism in Eukaryota, Fungi, Ascomycota, Sordariomycetes, Hypocreales, Nectriaceae.